UGACAAUAGAAGCCUUCUCUCUUUUGAGGAAGAAAGGAUAAAUUUAUCACGGAAUAAUGUGAAGAUACGUCAAGUGAUUCAAACAGAACGUCAACAAUCUUGGCAUGAUUCCGGAGUUUGCUUGCCAUCGGAGGAACAAAUGUCUAAUCUAGUGGCUUUUUGGGCGUAUAUGUAUACGAGAGUAAAUUCUUAAUAUGCUGCGACGGAAAAGGCACGUUUUGCACUGUAAGGCGGGCUGAAGCUUUCUGCGUAGGAACAAAGAAAAGCUUUUAGAAAAAGAAUGGCAUCUAUCCUGAAUCUACGAUAGUCAGCUUCCUGAGUGACUCAUUGCCAUGAUGGUUAACGAUUCCAACGGCCAUGUGAAUAACCAGAGCCGGGCAAGAGAGGCAUUCUUCACACACACGGAGGUGAUAGGAUGGUGUUUUGCGUUUGGUAUUGUCGAUAUGCUCAUUGUGAUGAGCAAUACCCUCGCUAUAGUCGUAUUCACGCGGAGCAAGUUGCUACGGAAACGUACAAACUACUUUUUGCUGUGCCUGGCGAUUGCAGAUAUGAUGGUUGGUACAAUAUCAUUACCGAUAUUUGUACAUACUCUCGUUCUUUACACAAGAGGUGAAGAAUUGGAUAGCGCGUGGAUCAACGUACUUCAUAGAUUAUUGGACAUUUUUUCAGGAUUUGCUUCAAUCUUUGCACUAACAACUAUUGCAUUGGAACGUUUAUACUCAGUGGUUCUACCAAACUGGCAUCGAACUACACCAAGUUGUCUGUAUUUUAUCUUGAUAAGCAUGAUCUGGAUUCUGGCGGGCGUGCAUGUGUGUGUAAAAGUGCUCGUGAACGAGAAGAUGAUCUCAAGCAACAUAUUCUUGUACCUUAUGCUUGUAUCUUUCUUCAUUUGCGUGGUGGUGAUUUGCUUGGCUUAUAUCGGCAUUUGGUUCAAGGUUAACCAGAGGAUACACGAGAAAACGAAGAAAUCGUUGGAAAAAGACAAGAAACUAGCAACAACACUUUUUCUUGUGUCAGCUAUUUUCAUCUUGACUUGGUUCCCAUUCCAAGGCAUCAACAUCUUCAUUCCAACGUUGUGUGAAAAUGGAUGCACUUUAUCCAUUCUGACUCUCGUUUUCCUCACUAAAUUGAUGCAAUAUAUGAACUCGUUCAUCAAUCCUAUUAUCUACACCUUCAAGAUGCCUGACUUCAGGCGAGGUCUUCUAGCUUUAUUUGGAAAGAAAGUUUUAUAUGGGGCAUCGACCCGAGCUACUUCGAGGAUGUUAUCUGAGCGACGCCGAAGAGCAAGCACGUUACGAUCUAGUGAAACAGAGGCAAACGGCAACUGUGAGUGUGCGCUGUAACAUUGUAGUGUGAUCUUGAAAGACUGUUCUAUAGGAGCAGUAUCGUUUCAGUUACUAUCCUGAGGGAUGAAAUGUAAUGAUUUGUAUCUUAAAGGAUUACUAUCCAAGACUUCGCCAAGGCACGCGGGCGAUACCAUUGUGUCGAGAUCUUUGUACAUGCGCACAACUGGGCUAUCCCAAAGUCUCCACAAUCUAUAUAAUCAAUCUUCCACAGGGAUCAUCGCUCAAAACCGAGGCCUUACAAUGUUUGAAAUCUUUUUGUAGUCUCUUUUUAAUUUGCGGGUUUGACAACUUUGAUGAGGUUUGCCUUACUCUCGAGCUGAGUUAGAGACAGUGGUGUUCCGUUCAAAGCGGACACUGUACACUAUGCAUUUCUAAAA
Messenger RNA from Pocillopora verrucosa, 1723 nucleotides. Its product is annotated as somatostatin receptor type 2. Gene Ontology annotation, biological process: G protein-coupled receptor signaling pathway. The record is from RefSeq and is a predicted model, not a curated record. Gene Ontology annotation, molecular function: G protein-coupled receptor activity. Lineage: Eukaryota; Metazoa; Cnidaria; Anthozoa; Scleractinia; Pocilloporidae. Gene Ontology annotation, cellular component: plasma membrane.